Molecule: messenger RNA, 6205 nt
Organism: Drosophila melanogaster (fruit fly)
Lineage: Eukaryota; Metazoa; Arthropoda; Insecta; Diptera; Drosophilidae
Exons: 11
Biological process (GO): transmembrane transport
Cellular component (GO): membrane
Molecular function (GO): transmembrane transporter activity
Source: RefSeq, marked reviewed
UAUUUGAUAGUGUGAACUAUGUCUUUUUUUCUCAGUGGGGCAACAGAAUUUUGCGCUUGGCUUGCAAACGUAGAGAUGGCCCCAAAUGGAUUUGGUCGGACACUGGCGGCGGCAGCUGCCUAGAAAUCCUGGAGUGCUCGAAACCGAUACGGAAGCCCCGAAAACCGAAACCGAGACCCCAAACUCGAAAAUAAUGUGCUGCUGGAGUGGGCAUUAUUGAAGUUGACAACACUUCGGUGCAGCGAGUUUAAGAGCACAGGGUUAAAAGCAUUUUUUCGGGGGGAGCCGGAGGAGUACAAUGGUCAUCCAGUGCACAUGUGAUUGCAACUGCAGUGAUAGUAGAGAUAACCGGAGCGUUAUAUCCUGCCUGCUGCCGGGUCGCAGUCAGCCGUACAAGUUGGGAUCCUCGUUCGGUGGCGAUGAUAUGGAGCAGAGGAUACCGUACUACCGCCGCCUAUCGAAUACCUCAUCGGCGCUCUAUGGCAGCUGUCCCCAGUUGUUGCCCAGCAGCAGUAGCACCAACAACCGUCAUUCCUGGCUAAGAAUCCCCAAGAAUCCACAAGAGAAUCCCUCAGAGAAUCCAUCAGAGAAUCCGCGACAGUACUCGAGUCUGGUGAGGCCCAAACAACGCAGUCCCGUGCUGUGCAACAAAUGUGCCCUGUGACGAAGAUACAAUCUCAGCUGUGAGCAUCCCAAGCAAACUGCCGGGCAUCCAGGAAGCGGGAACACCGACCAAACCGCCCAAACGAAACCAGACAAGGAUUCGACGAACCAGCGAUAUCUGUGCUACGAGUGUCGUUUCAAUAAUCAACCGCUAGCCUGGUGGGUCUCAUGUCCACGGCUCUCCUAUUUACCCGCUGAGCAAACGAAAAUGCAGUCCACGACCACGCCCACACGUCACUGCCAUGGAGGCGUUGGCACUCAAACCACUCUUCCCCAAACCACCAGCACACCACCCACCCUGCCCAGAUUCCCGAGCAAACGGCAUUGUGACAAUUUCGGCAGCUAUGCCACAUUGCCCACCAUUGAGCACCAGAUGACCAUGCCCAUGAUGCCCCACUGCAGUCGACACGGUGGGGGUGGCGGUGGUGGGGUUGUGGGCGUUGGCGGGCUGGGUGGUGCUGUCGGUUCUGGCAUGCCGAGUGUAAUGCCCGCCCCACCACCGCCCCGCUACGCGAACCCCAAUAUAAAUGGCUGCUGUUAUAUGUACAAUCCCAUGCCACCCGCCCAUCAGAGCCACCAUCAGCAUGACCACCAUCAUGCGCAGCAGCACCACCCGGUGGCCCAGCAUCAGCACCACCCCCAUCAGUACGGGCCGCAAUACUGCCUCUGCGAUAAUUGGUACCAUCAGCCACCGCCGACGCAGCAGCAGCAGCACCACCACCAACAAAGGGCCAAGAACCUGAUGGCCAACGGCGGCUGCUAUUUUGGCUACGAGGCGAAUCAUCAUCCCAGCUUGCAUGCCACGACCCCACAUCCCAGCCACAUAACCGACGAGGAGGAUUCGGCAUUCCCCGGACUGGCCGAUCGAGAGUUCCACCUGCUGCACCGGAACAUUCCGGCACUGCGACGAACCGGAGUGGAUACCACACGCAUCAGACAGUACUUUUAUCCCGAUGGCGGCUGGGGCUGGAUCAUCUGUGGAGUGUCCUUUCUGGUCCACAUCCUGACCACCGGACUGCAGCUCAGCUACGGCCUUUUGUGGUUCUAUGCCGUCCAGUAUUUGCAUAAUACCAGUGGCAUAGAACUGCUGGGCGCUUUGAGCUGGUCAGUUUCCAUGGUGGCCACAUCGUUUGUGGUGUCGCUGUGCCGUAAACGCUCCAUCCGCCUCCUGUCCAUCGUGGGCGGGCUGGUGAUGCCCCUGGGCAUAUUGUUCACCUCAUUUGCCACGGAAUUUGGCCAGGUUGUUUUCAGUUAUGGCAUCGUCUUCGGAGUUGGGGUCGCCAUGGUGCGGGAGGCAUCAACCGUGAUGCUGGGCAAUUACUUUAAGCGGCGCCGUCAAUUCGUCGAAAUGGUGGCCAUGUCCGGCGAGGGAGUUGGCAUCGCUUUGUUCUCCGUCAUUUUGAAGGAGGGCGUGGGCAAGGCCGGCUGGCGCCUAGGCCUACAGAUUGUCGCUGCUUUGACGGCACUCAGCUUUUUCAUGGGCCUAAUGUACCGACCCGCCUCCCUCUAUCAUCCCCAGCGUCGGGCCAUCCAGCAUCUCAAAAAUCAGCGCAAAAAGAUGAGGGAGAAAAAGCCGAUUCUCAGCCAGGAUGUGGAGAGCACACCGAAGUACUUUUUUCUGGACAUAUCAUCACUGAAAUCGGUGACUGUUAAAAUUUUACUCAUGACCUCCAGCGUGGCCUCCUUUGGCAUUUAUACACCCAUGUUCCUAAUGGCACUCAAUGCCGCCGAGCAGGGCUCUGAUGUGCAAGAAUUGGUUCUGUUGCAAACAUUUCUGGGAAUUUCCAUGGCCCUGGGUGUGGUUAUAGCUGGAGCUCUGCUGAGACGUUGUUUUGUGAUCAGGCACUUUGUGAUCAAUACCAAGAUUGUCACGCAGCUGUUCCUAUCAAUUGUGGCCUUGGCUAUCCUCUUUCUAUCCUUCGUCAUGGGCUACACGGGCCUUUGUAUACUAAGCUGGUUGUAUGGCAUUGGUCUGGGUGGCUUUCAAUACUCCCUAAAGAUUUUGGCACUCGAACGCAUCAAGCUGAAACAUUUCUCCAAGGCCUGGGGUUUCAUUCGGGGGGUUGAGUCAGUUCCUGUGCUGAUAAGCGUGCCACUUACCUCGUUUCUAAAUGAUUACUCCCUUAAAUACGGAAGGGCGGGCUAUUACAUAUGCUCCGCGGCGGCUGCCAUCUCGGGAAUUAUAAUAUUUUUCAUAAGCGAACCGCAGCAGCAGCAUCAGCAACAGCAGCAGCAGUUGCACCAUCAUUAUCAGCAGCGAAAUGGUCAUUUGGCGACUCCCACGCUGAUGCGCCACGCCUCCGCCCGCCAGCAUCGCCCACAUUUGCCGAUGGACUAUGGAUACGGGGAGUACCCCGCACCCGAUCUCCUCAGUCGGAGCUGCAUUAGUCUCAAUCAAAUGGAGCCCUAUCUGCAGGCGAACUUCUGCCAAAGGCACAUGUUGCAGCAGCAGCAACAACAGCAGCAGCAGCAGCAACAUUCCCACCUGCAGCAGUUGGCCUGUCACAAUCUAGAUUUGCAGCCGCAUCAGGGGCGUGAAGCCUACCAGUUGGGCCAGGGGAGCAUUGGUGCCAAGAUGGGCAAGCGGCUGCAGCGGAGUUUGUCCUUCAUCCAACAGCACAGCAACUGCUGCGAUGGCCAAAUGUACUGCAGCUGGCACAGCACCUACGAACUGGGCUGUCACAAGAGCAACAAGAACCCGGGAUCGGCGGACCGUCAGCCAUUGAUAUGCACCUGCAGCAGUCCAAAUAGGAAUCCGGUCACCUAUGGAACUCACGGACCAACCGGACCACCCGGACCAACCGGACCACCUGGCCCACCCAGUUCCACCCGCAGCCGCAGUGUUCCAGAGGGUUUAUCCACGAUGUCGCAGCAGUGUAACUGUCGUCAGGGUCCUGCCACUUUUGCGGCCCCCACGCGGGAGUUCAUCUACGUGCCGCACGCCUAUGCCUCCCUGCAAAGAACCCCCCAUCGCCACAGCCAGGGUGCGGGUUCGGGUCCGGGGCCGGGAAACUCAGCAUUGCGAAACAAUCCACAAUGCCGGCUGAAAAGAUCCCAAUCCCUAUGCCGACCCAAUGCCGUUCAGUUCGUGGAGCAAAUCACCACGUCCGUGUAGGAAUAUGGUAUGUGGCAAUAGCACUGGGAGAAAAGUUUCAGCGCAAGCAGAUAAAACACUUGUCUUUGGAGAACACUAGAAAGCUUAUGAUUAUAUAUAUUUCGGGUUUCCAACUAUAUCUCGAGUGAUUUUUAAACACCCCAAAUGAGGUCUAUUAGUAUGCUUUACACAAAGGUUGUCGUAUCUCCCAGGGAGUUCCGGGCUCAGAAUAUUUCGAAGCAUACACGUAGACCCCCUUACAAAUUGCAAAUCGCAGACUUUUCCACAUUUAUACUGUCAUUAGUAAAUAAGAUUCGGCAACAUUUUCUUCGAGUGUGAUCGAAGCCAAAAGAAUAAGGAAAAUCGAAGAUACCCCGUAGCAAUUGGGUGCUAUAAAACUUAUAUUUUGGUAUUAUGGUCCCACCCACACACACACGGCUACGUGAAUCGCAUGCACAAUUUGUCAGAUCUCUUCUAGUCUUUUGUCGUAGCUCUAUUAGAAAUGUAAAGUUAAAAACACCAACCAACCGAAUGAAGUCCCACAACAACCAAACAAAGAAGGAAACUCAAUGAAUUUUUCAUAAAAAAAAUCCACACUCAACUUUUACACACACGCAUGCAUAAGCUAGGAUGGAAAUUUUACUCAUUAGCAUAUUAAUAUAUUAUAGAGAUUACGGACAGACGAAAAGCUUUAUCUUUGUCUCAAGCAAAAAGUAUUCAACUUGUGGCCAAUACAUAAAUAUUUAUGAGAUAAUUCAAUCGAGCGAAGAACAGACGCAAUGAAAACGGAAACAAACAAACUUCUUGAAUGGUCCAUUUUAUAAACGUGCAUACAAUUUAACCACCGAAAACCGAUUACCGAUAUAUACAGACAAACAAAAGACAAUGAACGCCGGCACAUGAAGUCGAUCCAAUUAAAUGACUCUUUUCCCAAAGGAAAACGCUGAGAGGUCCUCAGUGACGAGUUUUCGUGUCGGCGAACUACUUUAUUUUUCAAUAACAAUUAUAUAUUGCAUAAUUAAGUGGCGUUUAACGGCGGACGACGGAAUGAAAGCAAACAAACUGCCGAUGGAAAUGGAAAAUUACCUUCGCCUUAUUUUCCAAUCGAAAUGAGGCAUACGAAAAUAUAAUUAUUGCCAAUAUGAUAGCCAUCGUUUAUUGGCCUGAACUUUAUUUCGUAUAUGGUGAAUAUUUUGAAAUGGAUAUCUGCUAGUUUUUCUAACCUGGUAAUCAACAAUAAAAUUCCUUUUAUUUUUACCUUUUAAAAUUAACUAACAGUGCUAGUUUCAUUCCAAUUUAAUUUCAAGGUUAACAUUUAGCUUUUGCACUGUUUUUGAUUGGAAGCGAUCUAAAAUAAUCCCCAAUACAAUUUAAAAUAUGCGCCCUAUAAAUAACAGACAAGAUAAAAGAAAAAAUGCAAAGCCAAUUUGUAAAUCAUUAGUAAUUCCAUUCAAAUAAAGAGCUGCACUUUUAAAAGAGCCAGGUGCAUAAUCAGCUAAAUAGCAGCUCGUAUUACAACCAAUUAAAAACAAAUAAAACAUAAAAAAAGAAAAAGUUAAUUCGCCGAACAAAAGAAAACUGGCCACUGGCAAAUAAACAGAAUAAUUAAAAUAUUUGGAAAGCUUAAAAAACAAAUAAACAGAAGAGGACAACAUAAUAAUACAGGAAAAAUCAUCAGCGGCGGAGAGCUUUCAUAAAGCAAAUAUUAAAAUAAUCUAGUAAAGUGGCAAUCGAAAAAUAGACAAAACCGACAAGUUGCCAAACAAAUUUAAACAAUAUGUUAAAGGAAAACAAAAUGCAAAUGUCUAACGAAGCGGAAACCCAAUUUAUAUAAAAAUUUACAAACGAAUCGAAUGAAAAUACUUGUAUUAAAGACCAUAAAAGGAGCCAUACGAAUUUUCCGCAACCCAUUUUCUUUGUAAAUAAAUUUCCAUUGCUUAUCUUUAUAAUGCACGAACAAAUGGACCUAAGUCAAGCCAACUGCCAUGAAUCGCAAUAAAAAAAAACGUUUGCAUAUGUUCAAACGAAGCUAUACAAUUUUUAAAGAAAUUCUCUGCUCUUUCUCGGUCAAUAAAAUAAAUUAGAUAUAACUUUCGAAUCCAACUCUUUUUCGCCAAUUGUGUUCAGCGAAAACGAUACACUUAGCAUUAAAUGUUAUUACACCCACAAGCAUAUCUAUGUGCCAGAAAAUAAAAAAAAAAACCAUAACUAUUUGCAAUUUCGCCGGAAUAACAAAGAGAACUAACCAACUUAAGGUACAACUUGUAGCUAAAACAAUUUUUAUCUGAUGGAAUUUAGAUACGUGAAAUUUUUCAGAGAAACACCUAAGCGCAGAAACUCAUAUUUGUAACUCUUUAUCAUUAGUAGUUUAGUGUGAUAAAUGUUAAUAAAGAAUGCAUAAACGAAAACCCUGCCAUUCAAUUUCAUUCAAUUUGUGUCUUGCCGUUG